GACGGGGAGAGCGAAAGCGACAGAGAGAAGAGAGAGGAGGGUACCUACUCUACCGAAGCUCUCAAUAACGGUGCCAGCUGCAGUAGGGAGAAGAAUAUUGUGACACAACCAGGCCUGGGGUGCGUUGGUCGGCCGGCCAUCUCGGAGGGCCAUCACCCUACCCACACUGUCAUCACUGCACCUAUCCACAGGACCGUGACAAGGCCCUGUGAUCUGUAGGCAGGGAGUACAACAAUGGCAAAACGCUGGGUUUCAUGCUGCAUGGCGGUCACUCUUCUCGGUUCGACGCGAAGCGAACAACUUGUCAUACAUGAGGCGGCGAGCACAUUCCCAGAAGGGGGUGACUCUACAUAUCAGCAUAAUCGGUUACCACAGUGUCAUCACGGCAAUGGUGGAACGUCAGGCUGCAACGCCUUUCGCACGCCCCAACCUCAAACUAAGAUAUGUCUUCGACUCUCUUUUGAGGGGUCGUCUUUGCCCCAAGAGAACACGCCCAUGAGCCCUCACCAUAGCGAAGUACUUCACUGUUCCAGGUCGGUGAAGGCGCUCGCAGAAGUUACCAGCCCGACUUCGGAGAUACACAAGAAGCAACUACGCGAAAUGAGAGAAGAGUUUUGUCAGUGGAAGAUGGCUCUGGCCACGAGGAGGUAUCUGGGCUUGAGGAGACAGCAAAGUAUCGAGAGCUUCUGAACUUGAUGGUGACGGAGAGCGCGGGGAAGACCGGUGGACAGAUGUGCAACGUGGCUUUCGUCAAGACUCACAAGACGGCGUCCACUACCCUGGCCAUGAUCUUCGUGCGGUACGCCAAGCGCCACGACAAGAAGCUGGCGUCGUUCGAAGGCCGGUUCGUGUCUAACGUCCCUCUGGCAGUGGCAGUCCAGCAGGUCCAAGAAAACGGGCAGCGCGUGGACGUGAUGCACUAUCACGUCCAUGAGGGUGUCUGGGAGGGGACCUGGGAAGACAACACCAAGAUGUACAAGCAGAUUAUGCAGGAGGCGGAGCCGAUCAACUACAUCACGGUGGUUCGAAGUCCGCGGGAGCACUUCUUGAGCUACUACUAUUACUAUAUGCAACCGAUGAACAAGUUGUCGAUCGAGCAGUACCUGGAGCGAACGAAGAGGCACCCCGCGCAGCAUAUGAUGAACCCGAUGUGUGUGGAGUUCGGGGUGCACGACAAGGAUCAGCUCGACAUUUUCAUCGAGAAACACCUCCCAAGCUUCGCUCUGGUGAUACUCACAGAGGAGUUUGACGCUGGGCUGAUGACGUUGCGACGGCUGAUGGGUUGGGACAUGAUCGACAUGACCUACUCUGUGAUGAUGGAAACGAAGAAAGGCGUAGUUAGAUGGGACAAUAAGCCGUUGGUUGAUGUGCCAAGGUUCGCCUCUCUGCCGCAGUGGGUGCAAGACACGAUCGAUGCGACCACAGCUUUGGACCGGAAGUUGCACGAAGCCGCGGUGCUGGCGUAUCGACAGGCCGCUGAGGUAGGGGACGCGGAACAAGACCUCGUGGAAUUCAAGGAGCUGCAGCGGAUCGUCACGGCCUACCUCCAGGCAAACUCCUCCAGCGAGGCCCGAAGAUGGUACGCCCCCAACGCCGAACCGUACAAUGGCGGGCCGCCACUCUACGCGUUUUAA
Molecule: messenger RNA, 1634 nt
Organism: Ectocarpus siliculosus
Lineage: Eukaryota; Phaeophyceae; Ectocarpales; Ectocarpaceae
Source: the annotation of a GenBank genome assembly